GGCGGCGCUGCUACAGUGUAUUUUUCAACACCACAGCGAGCUCCCUGCUUCCUCUUUUCGUCACUCAAAGCUGUUUUCUUCUUGUUCUCGUCUCCUGCUGAAACUCAUCACAUCCCAGUUUCGACUCCAUACUCUUAAAUAACAGUUUUCAUUCUGACAUUUUUCAUAAAAACAACAUUUUCCUCCGCGAUGUGAGAGAAGAACCAUGCACCGCUUGAGGAAUCGUUGCAGGAAGUUCACACACGAAUCUGACUGAACCAUGAAUCCACUACAGUGGGGGGAUGCCCUGCGAGGACUGCAGGAACAUCUGGACCCAAGUGACGGUGAUGUUAGUAACAGCAUGAGAAACACCUCAAGAUCUUACAAUGGCUGUGACACAAACUGCGAAUACUCAAGAUACCCAGCUGAUGAAGCACACAACCGCAGUGGAGUCAACGUGGCUGAAGAAAUGAAUGACAUGGAGUUUGCAAGAAAGUGUGAAGAGCUCCGAGAGAUUCAGCAGAAAAUAAUACUCAAGAAAGCUUCCAUCGCUUUGAAAGCUUUGGAGCCAGGCCUCUCCUCCGAUGCAGACACAAGCAACGGGGAAAGCCUUCGAGACAGAGUCAAUUUCAUUUUGCAGCAGCGGAAAUCUCUCAGCAUUUGGCCAGAGGUCCUGUCACCCAAGAGGAGAAUUAACUCAUCCAAGGAUGAUUUGAUCCUUGAAGAUCAUCCCCUCAAACUGAGAGUGAAGGCAUUAAUGAAGCAGAGAUUCAGUGGCCCCCUCGUGGUGCCACCAAACACAGAGGUCCCUGAAGUUACACCGCCUCCUCCCAGCCAAAGAGUUACUUCACCAGCCAAGGAGGAGACCAGGGACAUGGGUUUCCAGCGCUUCCUUAGUCUUCUCAACAAAGGGGUGGACAUUGACUUGCUCAGCAGGAUUGUCAAUGAAGAUGGUGAGAAUCUUGCUUUAGGUGAGGAGAUCUUCAACAUUCAGCCCUCUGCUGUGGAGGACAAGUCAGAAAUUGGUGAUAGCCAGGGAUCAUACAGUAGAGACUCCCUGCCGGGAUGCAGUGGGACUGACGAUGGAGCGAGAAGGACCAGCUUGCCCAGUAGAGAAAAAUCCCUCAAUAACAGUCCCCCUCUGCGUGGGGAUGAAGAGAAAAAGAAUAAUGAGAAGGGGGACGGCUCUUUAUGCCCCGGCAGAGGAUCACAGUCUCCUCCAGCAGUAAAAAAGAAGAAGAAGAAGAAAGAGGAAGAACCCCCAAAGGUGGAUGAGCAGCAUGAGCAGCUGCAGAACAUACUUAAAACUCUGGGGUUGAGCCUGGAAGUGGAGGAGAUGAGCAAACUGGCAGACCGGACUCAGGAGAGGCUAUAUGGAAAGAAGCCUGAAGGCAGGGUUGAUGCUCACAGCCGAGUGGAGCAGGAGAGUCCACAGAGAGCCUCCGACAGACAUUGCAGGAGCUCAUCGUCUUCAUCGUCCUCCUCUACAAGGUCGACAGAGAGGAGCUAUAUCCCAAGCCUCUCACGCCAAUAUCCCUCUAACACUUGGUGUACAGAACGAAAGCAAGUGUCUGAAUGCAGUAACUCAGGAGAUGGCAACCAGGACAGUGAGGAAGCUCAGAGGCCCAGAGACAUAGACGAAGACGAAGACAGAGAAGAAGACUCUUCUUAUCUUUAUCAGUAUUAUCAAGAACAAGUUUAUUGCAAUGCCCACCCUGCUUCUUUGUCAGAAUUUUCAGAUUACACUUUGCCCCAGGGCUCCAGGCACACUGACUACGAUGGUGCUACCACUAAUUCUUACUCCACCUACACUCAGGGGGUUGUUCCUCCCCCCCAUGAUGUCAGAGGGUAUCCUUAUCCACCGGUCACAGACCAUUACUUUCCUGGAUCCGUAGUAGCACCAAACAUUGUUAACCCUCUUCAUAACCGGCAAAGAGGGAUAUCAGCAUUUAAGGACAUUAACUUGCUUGUGAAUCCGGACUUGUCUACAAGUGAAGGCCAGGCUGGAUCAGCUGGCAAACGCUGCCUGCAGGUCAUAAAUACAGUUAACACAAGGAUGCGUAAAAAGUGGAUUCAACUACGUUCAAGUAAAGAUCCAGCAGCUAAGCAUUUAACCAGAAGAUGAGGCGACAAGUCACACAGCCAGCCAUCUCCCGAACCCCUCACAAUGAAUCAGUGGAUUAUCAAGACCUUACAUGAAUGUACCUUGUGUGAUGACAGACCACAUGGACCUCACGUUUAACACUCGUCAUUUACACAUACCGUUUUUUGUGUCAUGGGGAUUUGUCAUAUUUCCAGAUUUACGCUGAAUCCUUCUACAGCAAGUGAAAUACAUCUUUCAAGGAAUGUUCUUGUGAAGAAUAUGCCAGUUGGAAAGGCAGGAAUUACUACUUUCAUCCCUGCAUUCCUGUGUAUAUCUUGACUUUGUUAUUCUGUUUCAUUCUGCUUUUUCUUCUCUUUGUACUGUAUAAAAUGAUAAAGAAAAAUCUAUUCUUCUGUUAUUUCUCUGCCUUAAAGGGAAAGUUCACUCAAAAAUGAAAACUCACUCAUUAUCUAAUCACCACUAUGUCGAUGGAAGAUGGGUGAAGUGUUUGAGUCCACAAAGCACUUUUAGAUUUUCAGGGGUAAACAAUGUUGCAGUUCUCUGGACCCGUGUUCACAUGUGUAUCAGGGAGAACAUGUUUUAGUAGAUUUUGAGUCGAAUGUGAAUGUCAGGUAUUUUUUUUCUGUGGUCAAAACCGUGAAUCUUUAAUUGUCAUUUUUUACUGUACAUUUUUUUAAUAGUCACCCAUUAGAGGAUCCCAGUGACUUUGUGACUCUACAUUUAUUCUAGCGCUGUCAAUAUGUCGGAAUUUCCUUAUGGCUGAGACAUAAUUUCUCAUGAUAAUUCAAAAAGGAAUUUGUUGUUUUGGUGAGGUUCUAGCAUAACGCUAUAAAUACUGAGAUGCUAAACAUUAAACCUGCUAUAACUAUGA
Limanda limanda (common dab) is the source of this 2954-nucleotide messenger RNA. RefSeq lists its product as uncharacterized. The record is from RefSeq and is a predicted model, not a curated record. NCBI's taxonomy places the organism in Eukaryota, Metazoa, Chordata, Actinopteri, Pleuronectiformes, Pleuronectidae.